AUGUUUUCCUUUAUUUUUUGUUAUUGUACACCUGUGUUCUUUUGGUUUAAAUCUCUUUCUUUUACUUAUUUCAUUGCUCUAUCAUCUAUCAAUCUAUAUUUUUCUUUCCUUUUUAUUACAAGUCUUUCUCUCUUUUUAAACAAUCUUUGUAUACAUUUCUCUCUCUGUCAAUUUUUCUCUCUCUCUCUCUCCAUUCUUUUUUCACUCAAUAUGUCUUCCUCUUUUUCUCAAGGUCCAAAUAAUCUUUGUCUCUCUCUCCCUCUCCUAAUCUUUCUCUCACAUUCUCUAUAUUGUUUUUCUAGUUCCAUCAGGUCUUUUAUUCUGUACUUCUUUCUUUUUCUCUUUUUAUUUGUGUUGAUUUCUGAUGGUGUCACUAUCUUUGAUCUCUUUCUUUCUCUUAUCUCUUUUCUUUCUCUUAUCCUUCUCCCUCUCUCUAUUUCUUCUCUCUCUCUCUUUUAUCUUUUUCUUUUUUAUCUUUUAUCCAUUUUUCUCUCUCUCUCUCUUUUAUCCCUUUUUCUCCCUCUCAGAGAGAGAGAGAGAAUAAGGGAUAAAUUUUCUCUUUUCUCUCUCUUUUCACUCUAUCUCUUUUUUUCUCUCAUUCUAUUUCUUUUUUCUCUCAUUCUAUCUCUUUUUCUCUCUCUCUCUCUCUCUUUCUUUCUCUCUCUCUUUCUUUCUCUCUCUCACUCUCUCUCUCUCUCUCACUCUCUCCUUUUCUCUCUCACUCUCUCCUUUUCUCUCUCACUCUCUCCUUUUCUCUCUCACUCUCUCCUUUUCUCUAUCACUCUCUCUCUCUCUAACUCUCUCUAUCUUUUUUCUCUCACUCUCUCCCUCUUUUUCUCUCUCACUCUCUCUAUCUUUUCUCUCUCACUCUCUCUCAUUUUUUCUCUCAUUCUCUUUCAUUUUUUUCUCUCUCAUUUUCUCUCUCACUCUCUCUCUCUCUUAUUUUUCUCUCUCUCCCCCAUUUUUUUUCUUUCUCUCACUCUCUCUCUUUAUGUCUUUGUGCAUCUCUGGAUUUCUUUGUUAUACUAUCUAUAUUUUAUUAUCUCUCUCUUUUUCAACCUCAUACUCUUCCUUUCUGUCCAUCUCUUACCCUAUCUUCUUUUUUCUGCUUUUAUUGAUUUCUCUCUCUCUUUCUCUCUCUCCCUUCUAAUGUCAACAUCUUUUUCUAAUCUUUUCUUGUCUCACUGUUUUCUUCAUUUUGUUCAUGUUUUUGUACUCUCUGUCUCAAAAAAUUUCUCACAAAAUCUUUGUCCACCUCUUUUUUUCUUAUCGACCAUAAUAUCUCUUUCUGCAAUUAUCUCUCUCUCCCAGAUUAUCCCCUUCUUCUCAUUCUUACUAUCACUCAUUUUCUGUUAUAUUCCACACUCUCAAAUUGUUAAUUCUUAUUCUCUUUCAAUAUCUAUCACUCUGUCUCUUACUCUAAAUUUCCUACUCUCUCAAUUUAUAUGUCUCUCUGAUAAUUCUUACUCUCUGUCAGUCCAUAUCUGUCUCCUCUUAUUUCUGUCUGUUUUUCUCUAUCUUAGUUCACUUUUAAAUAAUGUCACACUCUCUCUCAAUCUAUAUAUUUGUCUCACUUUAUUAUUUCCCACUGUCUCUCUGUUUGUCUCUCUAUCAUUUCUUUCUCUAUCUAUAUAUCUGUCUCUUACUCUAAAUUUCCUGCUCUCUCAAUUUAUAUCUGUCUCUGUUAAUUCUCACUCUCUUUCAGUCCAUAUGUCUCCUUCUUAUUUCCUACUGUGUGUCUGUCUCUGUCCAUUUUUAAAUGAUAUCACUCUCUCUUAA
This is a messenger RNA of Acanthosepion pharaonis, 1779 nucleotides long. Lineage: Eukaryota; Metazoa; Mollusca; Cephalopoda; Sepiida; Sepiidae. The record is from the annotation of a GenBank genome assembly.